AUUUUUACCUGAUCCAUAUAAUAAAUUUCGUUGCAUUACAUCACUACAUAAUAUCUUUGUUAUCAAUAAACAUUUAAGAUAAUUUGACAAGGCCGCACUGUUAACAUCUGGAAAAAGACAUAUAAAACAAAUGACAUCAGAUGAGUGAUUAUACUUCUGUCUAAGAAACUUAUUGGCUAGUUGCGUACUGGUUUUGAAGUGCAUCAAAGUUAAUCCAACUCGUAUCAAGAAGUGCAUUAGAAUAGCCGAAAGAUGUCGUUAAAACGAGUUCUUAUUGUAAACAAGUCAUUCCCAGUCGCCGGUGUCGAAUUAUUAAAGAACAAGGUCCAAACAACUAUAGUGCCGCAUCUCGACUACGAACCGGAGAGCUUGCCGACCAUAAAGAAGACUAUUCCGGGAUUUGACGCCGUAAUAUGGAACACGAAACACAAGCUUACUGGAGACAUAUUGGACUUAGCGGGUCCUCAAUUAAAGAUCGUGUCAACAAUGUCUUCGGGCAUCGACCAGAUCGACUCUGUGGAGACCAAGAAACGCGGUAUCCUCCUUGGGAACACCCCCGAGGUCCUGAACGACGCUGUGGCCGACAUUACUGUGGGCCUGAUGAUCGCCGCAGCCAGGAGGUUUAAAGAAGGAGUACAGGAAUUGGAGUCGGGAGAAUGGAAGUACGGUGUCCAAUGGAUGGUGGGUCAGGACAUCGCGGGCAGCACCGUGGGCAUCGUGGGCUUCGGGGGCAUCGGACAGGCCGUGCUCAGGAGACUCAGGGGGUUCGAUGUCGCCAAGUUCAUCUACAGCGGAAGAACAGACAAACCGGAAGCCAAGACCCUUGGAGCCGAGCGCGUGCCCCUAGACCAGCUGCUCAAAGAGAGUGACUUCGUGAUCCUGGCCUGCCCCCUCACCAAGGAGACCAAGUAUCUGAUCAACGCUGAUUCUCUCAAGCUGAUGAAGAAGAACUCGAUAGUUGUUAACAUUGGACGAGGAGAGCUGGUUGACCAAGAGGCGUUGUACACGGCUCUGAAGGAGCAGCAGAUAUUCGCGGCCGGCCUCGACGUGGUCACUCCCGAACCUAUAGCGAAGGACCAUCCACUCAUCUCACUACCUAACUGCUAUAUAAUACCUCACAUGGGAAGCGCGACCAUCGAGACUAGAAACAAGAUGGCAUCGAUAUCAGCUCGGAAUGUAUUGCAGGCGUUGGAGGGAAAACCAAUGCUGUUCCCAUGCUGAUGCAUUACUUAAAAUUUAACUGUCAAUGAUCAUAUCGUGGUCAAAUUAUUAUCUGUGUAUAUUUUUUUAUAAAUAAACAUAUACAGUGUCUUGUUAUUGUGUUUUUUUUUCUUUUAAAGUCCAUUGUCGUAUCUCAUCGCAUCAACUUUAAACUUAUGCCUAUGCAGGCGUAACUGUUUCAGAGGAAUUAAAAAAAAUACUGACGUUGUCAUUUUUUUUGCUCAAUUUUAUUAUUCAUACUGUAUUGUUUCGCCUGUAGAUAUGGGGUUUAGGUACGAACCUAGCUUUCUUUUUUCUCCUGUAAUUCUAACAAAAUUAGUCUUAGCAAAAAUAUAAAGAAUUUGAUGUAGUUCCUUAAAAUGUAUAACAAAAAGACAUCGGUUAUUGUUUUUACACCCUUGGGUGGUACCUUGGCUCUCCUUUAUAGCUAAUAUGGCUACCAAAAUUAUGAAAGCAAAUUCCGUUGUGGUACGACUUGUUUUAUUGUGAUAGUGGGAUCCUUCUUCUUUUUAAAUAAGAACAGGCUCAUAAGAAUUUAUAACAACUUUACUGUCGUUUUCUAACUAUGUCUAUUGGUCUUCUGGCAGCUGUGACUAAACAGUUUAUACUUACAAACAAAAUCACAAAGCAGCCGUACUGUGUAACUAAUACGGCGAAAUAUAAUUGUUACAUCAAUAUCCCCACAUAAACAUUAUGCGAUAAACGUUUAUGACGUCACACUAGUAUACCAAAUCAAGACCUCAUUCCCGCCAUUCGUAACUGAGUUUGACAUAACUCUAUCUUUGUCUUUCAUAAUAGAACACCGAGUCUGCGGGAAUAGCCGCUCUUAUUUUUUUUUUGACCAAGACCUUGGCUGUACAGCCGGCCGCAUAACCGCAUUACAACUUGGACCCGCUUUAUGGCAAUACGUACUUAUCACUUGAUUCCCAAGAUACCGUAUCUCGCUACCUGAUAAAUAAACAAUGAUUAUACAAUACGUAGUUGCCGUGGCGUUAGUCGCUGUCGCGUUACCGGCAAGAAGUGUUGCGAACAACACAAUGACGAAGAAUUUAAAAGUUUUAGUGUCUUCAAAUGAUUUCCCGGCCAGUGGACUUAGAGUACUGGAGGAACAUUUUACCGUAGUCCAGACGAAAUACCUGAACUUCGGCGAGGAAGGUCGGACCCUGGCUAAGGAUGACCUCCUCAAGCUGAUCCCGGGAUGUUCGGCGUUGGUGUGGAGCUCCAACCUACCCAUUACCAAA
Molecule: messenger RNA, 2462 nt
Organism: Trichoplusia ni (cabbage looper)
Lineage: Eukaryota; Metazoa; Arthropoda; Insecta; Lepidoptera; Noctuidae
Product: glyoxylate reductase/hydroxypyruvate reductase-like
Exons: 8
Coding region: 253-1221 (322 amino acids)
Cellular component (GO): cytosol
Molecular function (GO): NAD binding; hydroxypyruvate reductase (NADH) activity; glyoxylate reductase (NADPH) activity
Source: RefSeq, a predicted model, not a curated record